CCAACAGUGGCAGCUGGCAGCAGUGCUCAGCUCGGCUCAGCUCGGCUCUCUGGCUGUUGUACGCGGAGCUGCAGCGUUUGCUCCCCUGCAGACACAGUGCUGCUGCCUGGUUUAAGCACUUUUCCCACGACGAGGACGCACAGCGUGGCGCCUCUUUUCAGCCCGGCUCUUUCAGCAUGGGUAAUGGCAUCAACAAGGUCCUGCCUGACUUAUACCUGGGAAAUUUCAAAGAUGCAAGAGACCGAGAACAGUUAGCCAGGAACAACAUCACACACAUCCUGUCCAUUCAUGACAGUGCAGCUCCCAUCCUCCAGGAGAUGACCUAUCUCUGCAUUUCAGCAGCUGACCUGCCCACACAGAACCUGACCCAGCACUUUAAACAGAGUAUAAUGUUCAUGCACGAGUCCCGCCUCAAAGGAGAGGGCUGCCUCGUUCACUGUUUGGCAGGUGUGUCCCGCAGCGUCACCCUUGUAGUAGCUUACAUCAUGACCGUGACAGGCCUGGGCUGGCAGGAGGCACUCGCUGCAGUCAGAGUGGCCCGGCCCUGUGCCGGCCCCAACCUGGGUUUCCAGCGCCAGCUCCAGGAGUUCGAAGCUGCUCAUGUUGAUGAGUUCAGAGAAUGGCUGCGCAGGGAAUACGAGGACAACCCGUUCAACGAUGACACUGAUAUACGGGACUUGCUUGCCACAGUGUCCAAAAUGAAUAGUGAAGAGGUGAAGAAAGAGACAAAUACCCCACCUGUAGGUUUUUGAUCAGAAUUGUUGAAUGUGAUAUUUUUGGCUGAGUCUGAUACUGGACCUGUGUUGAAGUCUAAUGAGCUUC
This is a messenger RNA of Solea solea (common sole), 822 nucleotides long. It is a transcript of the gene dusp22b, whose product is annotated as dual specificity phosphatase 22b. The transcript is spliced from 7 exons. NCBI's taxonomy places the organism in Eukaryota, Metazoa, Chordata, Actinopteri, Pleuronectiformes, Soleidae. Gene Ontology annotation, biological process: regulation of cell population proliferation; transforming growth factor beta receptor signaling pathway; protein dephosphorylation. Bases 177 to 752 code for a protein of 191 amino acids. Gene Ontology annotation, cellular component: cytosol. Gene Ontology annotation, molecular function: protein tyrosine/serine/threonine phosphatase activity. The record is from RefSeq and is a predicted model, not a curated record.